AUGUCGCCGAGGGCGGGGCAGGCCUGCGAGCGCUCCGCCCCCGGCAGGCCCGGGCACAAAAUGGCGGCGGUGCUCGCCGGCGGCUCUCAGCGGGUGAUGCGGGAGGCGGUGCGGCGCUCGGCGGUUCGCCUGCCCGCCCCGGGGUGCUGGGGCUGUGCGUCCGGAGGGAAGCGGUAUCUGCUAACAGAAGAUGACCUAAAGUUACAAGAAUUUCAGCAGACAAAAGUGGUAAUUAGAAAUGAAGUUCAUGGCAAUAAAGAUCCGUAUUUUAACAGUAUUAAAGAAAAAUUAAAGAAAAAUGGAAAGAUUCUCAAAAAUGAACUAAAAAUUUUACUGCAUUUAUGUCAGACUUCAGCUGAUGUGGAACUAGCCAGAAAAGUUAUUUACAGGUACCAUGAACAGAAUGGAAUCACAACUUUACGUGAUUUUAAAUUUGGGCCCCUCUUUAUGAGGUUAUGUUAUGAGCUAGACCUUGAAACACCUGCAGUAGAACUUAUCAAAGAUCAGAAUUUGCGUGGUUUUUUCUCAGAGAGUACAUCAUUCCAUAUUUUGAUGACUAUGUUGUUUAAAAAGAGCCAUUAUGAAAGUGCUUUGGAAGUUCUGGGAGAAAUGAAAAAACAAGGUAUACCUUUCAACAAAGAAACCUAUCUACUGGCAUUUGCAAUAUGCUACAAACUUGACAGCCUGGAGUCUUGCAAGAUCUCUGCAAAACUGCUUGAAGAAGCACAGCUAAAAGGUGACUUAUUACCACUGCGAGCAUUCUACUUUGCUGUGGCGUCUGCUCUGAAGCAGAAUGACAUAGCACAAGCCCAAUUUUAUUGUUCUCAGAUAAGGAAAACAGACAACAAAAUAUACAAUAAUCUUAAAGUUCUUGUCCAGCUCAGAUGCGGUUCACUAGAAGAAGUGUUAAAAACAUUAGAAGCAGCAGUGGAAAUGGAUACUCCUCCCUUUGUGAAAAAAAUCGAGUUUUCUGAGCAAGUGCUGGCUGCAGCCACUGAAAGGAUGGAAGAAAGCCCUGACCUUUCUGCUAAAUUAAGAGAUAUAUAUAACAAACUACAAGCUUCAGGACGGAUAACCACAAACACAUUGGAAGAUAUGCUCUUCCAGAUUCCUAGUUCAAAGAAGACCCCUGCAAAACUUUUAAAUCAAAAACAUUUGGGUUAUCAGGCUGCUAAACCGCUUCAGUCAAAUCUGAUGUUGGAAUAGUUCAAUAUUUGGUGGUAAACUGAACUACUGUUAGUGUCAUGUAGAAGCGUGUUUGAAUAAAAUGGCUUCUCCCC
Molecule: messenger RNA, 1280 nt
Organism: Cygnus olor (mute swan)
Lineage: Eukaryota; Metazoa; Chordata; Aves; Anseriformes; Anatidae
Gene: PTCD2
Product: pentatricopeptide repeat domain 2
Exons: 10
Coding region: 1-1206 (401 amino acids)
Biological process (GO): regulation of mRNA processing; multicellular organism development; mitochondrion organization
Cellular component (GO): mitochondrion
Molecular function (GO): protein binding; RNA binding
Source: RefSeq, a predicted model, not a curated record